Messenger RNA from Nematocida parisii ERTm1, 1676 nucleotides. RefSeq lists its product as uncharacterized. NCBI's taxonomy places the organism in Eukaryota, Fungi, Microsporidia. Gene Ontology annotation, molecular function: ubiquitin-like modifier activating enzyme activity. Gene Ontology annotation, cellular component: cytoplasm. The record is from RefSeq and is a predicted model, not a curated record. Bases 132 to 1661 code for a protein of 509 amino acids. The transcript has a single exon.
AAGAGAAUGAUUUAUAUUAAUGAAAAGGAAAUGGACUUAGACAUAGAAAAGCUGCUAAGGGAGUGGGAAGGUCCUGAGUCGGCCAUAAUGAAAGAACAAAUAAAAAGAAUUGAAGACCAACAAAGUUUUUAAUGAAAAUUGCGGAGAGAGGAGGGGCUGAAAGAGAAGAAAAAGAAGAAUCCGAGCAAACAGAAGUAGAAUGUAUACCCAGAAUAACUACUAACAAAGUACAAACAAGUAGUACAAAAGAAGAAAUAAUGGUAGAGAAAAUAUAUGCAGUAAAUAACAAUAAAAGCACAGAAAGUGAAGAGAAUAUUAAUGAGAGUAAUAAUACAUCAAGCAGAGAAGAAAGACCCAUGGCAUUAUCAUACAUUGACAGGUAUUCAAGACAGAUGAUAAUUAAGGAGAUAGGCGUAGAAGGGCAGAAAAAGAUAAAAGAGAGCAGAGUACUAGUAGUUGGUGCUGGUGGCCUUGGUGCGCCAGUUCUUAUGUACUUAUCUGCAAUGGGCGUGGGAACUAUUGGUAUUUCCGAUUCUGAUGUAGUUGAAGAGUCAAAUCUUAACAGGCAAGUACUGUAUAAAGAAUUAUCAAUAGGUAAAUAUAAGACAAAAGAAGCCAAGGAUAAUUUAUCUGGUCUUUCUUCAUCUGCGGAGUAUAAUAUACACAAUAAAAUAACCAGAGAGAAUCUGUGGAGUGUUUGUUCAUUGUACGACUUGGUGCUUGACUGUGGUGAUAACAGGCCAUUAAGAUACUUACUUAGUGAUUAUUGUAGGUCUAGAAGUAUUCCUUAUAUAUGUGGAUCAUCUUUGAGAUGGGAAGGGCAUGUAUACAGACUUACAACCCUGUGCUAUAGAUGUGUACAUCCAACAACUGGCAUGUAUACAAGUGGCAAUUGUUCGUCUGCUGGUAUAAUAGGCAGUAUGUGUGGUGUGGUGGGCUCAUUAAUGGCUACAGAAGCCAUGAAAGUCAUUAUAGGAUUAGAGGGGAUGGAUGAUCGGCUAACAUACAUAAAUGGACUAAAAAAUGAAUUUAUGAACUUAUCACUUAAGAAAAAGUUAUGUACUCUCUGUAGAGACACUUCUCUUCUGACAGUUGAGCAGAAAAAAGAAAGAAUAUUUCAGGAAAAUCAGGAUUUAGAAGAAAAGGAUGAAAAAUUCUCACAAUGCGAGUUAACGGAUUUAAUAAAAAAAGCAACGGAGAUUAAAAUCACAAAAAACACUGAAAUACCAGAAAAUACAUCUAAAAGUACAAUUGAGCAGACAGACCAUAAGACAGCAAGUAAAGAUGUGAGCGAAGAUAUCCUUACGAACAGUAAAAGUGCAGAUGAGAUUGAUGAAUCAACUGAAAUAGCAUGGAAAACUGUAUAUUCUUCUCCAGAGUCAUACUUUAUUGUAGAUAUUAGAUCAUCUGCUGAGAAUAAAAUAAUAUCGGUUCCCAAGGCGUACCUCUACCCAUUAAGUGAGAUAGUUGAUAAUCCAAAAAAAGCACGUACUAUUAUACAAAGAAAAGCAAAGAACAGAAGAAUCCUUUUGUGCUGCAGAAAUGGAAGUACAUCAAAGAAGUUUGUACCUAUAUUUGGCGGGUUAAGUAUAUCGGGAGGUACACAAUCUUACAUUAAAUACAUACAGUCUCUCUUAAACAAAGGAAAUAUCUCAGAAUAAAUGAUAACCAGAAGG